Molecule: messenger RNA, 1574 nt
Organism: Populus nigra (black poplar)
Lineage: Eukaryota; Viridiplantae; Streptophyta; Magnoliopsida; Malpighiales; Salicaceae
Product: probable methyltransferase TCM_000331
Exons: 3
Coding region: 1049-1537 (162 amino acids)
Biological process (GO): methylation
Molecular function (GO): S-adenosylmethionine-dependent methyltransferase activity
Source: RefSeq, a predicted model, not a curated record
UUGGCGUUUUUAGGACUUUCCCUGAAAGUUUCGAUUAUGCUUAGCAGUAGGAACCUUACAUCUUUCUAUUAAUUACAACCGCACAUUUCAUGCAUGCAUGGAUGAUUGAAAGCUUUAUAUAAGAAGUUGGAGCUAAGAACAAAUCAGCAGAUAGCAGAACCAAAGCAACAGCCAAUAAACAUGGUGGUGGAAAGCGUUCUUUGCAUGAAUCCAGGAGAUGGUGAAACCAGCUACGCCAAGAAUUCAUUCCUUCAAAAAACAGUGCUAUCAAAAGCUAGGCCUAUCCUAGAAGAUACCAUCAAGGACAUGUUCAGCACCGCCCUUCCCACUUGCUUCAAACUAGCAGACUUGGGCUGCUCUUCAGGACCCAAUACUCUCUUGUUCGUUUCUGAAAUCAUGGACGUCGUUUAUGAGCUUUGCCAACAACUGAACUGUAAACUGCCCGAAUUUCAGGUGUUUCUGAAUGACCUUCCAGGGAAUGAUUUCAAUGCUGUUUUCAAGUCGCUGCCAUUGUUCUACGACAAGUUUGGAAAAGAAAAGGGAGACUUGUAUGGACAGCACUGUUUCAUAACAGGAGUACCUGGUUCUUUCUAUGACAGGCUCUUCCCAAGCAAGAGUUUGCAUUUCUUUCAUUCCUCUUACAGCCUACACUGGCUUUCUAAGGUUAUGUUACUGUCUUUUUUUCAUAAUUACUAUCUCUAAGUUUAAUAAUGAUUUAUCCCAGUAACUGGAAUGCCUAGUUAAGAUAGCGAAAUAUCAAAGACAAACAAAAUUGGUAGAGAAGAAGAGAAACAAGAUGUUUAUAACCAUUACUGAGUUAAUAUAAAACCUGAAACCUCGUUUAUCACAGCUUAAAAUAACUACAGAAUCAAAUACAAAAUACAUAUAAAUAAUAGCAAUUGCUUGAAUCAAUACUAUAGAAUAUUGUGCUGUUGCCUGUUGUGGUUUAAAUUAGUCACGCGUGAACAUAAACAUGGCAAAGCCUGACCAUAUAUUUUCAUGACAUGAGGUGCCAGAAGGUAUAUCAAAUAACAAGGGGAACAUAUACAUGGCAAAGGCAAGUCCUCCUAAUGUAUUUAAAGCUUACUUAGAGCAAUUCCAGAAGGAUUUCUCCUUGUUUCUGCGCUUACGCUCAGAGGAAAUAAUACAAGGAGGACGUGUAGUUUUUACAUUCAUCAGCAGGAGUACUGACGAUCCAAGAAGCAAAGGUUGCUGUCUUAUAUGGGAGCUGCUAGCAAAGUCACUGCUAGACUUGGCAGCAAAGGGACUUGUUGUAGAGGCCGAUAUCGAUACCUUCAAUCUGCCAUGCUAUAAUCCUUACGAAGGAGAAGUGAGGGAAAUUAUCGAAAUGGAGGGAUCAUUCGAUAUUGAUACGCUAGAAACUUUUGCUAUUAACUGGGAUGCUAAUGAUGAUAUCAGCAACAAAAAUUUUGUGUUUGACAAGGACCAAUGUGCACGAAAUGUGGCAAAUAUUGUAAGAGCAGUUGCAGAACCGAUGUUGGUUAGUCAUUUUGGAGAUGAUAUUGUAGAAACAUAAAUUUUCUACCAAUCAAAUUUUGCCAUGUGUUAUUUUA